Messenger RNA from Lycium ferocissimum, 544 nucleotides. Its product is annotated as large ribosomal subunit protein P1-like. Gene Ontology annotation, biological process: cytoplasmic translation; translational elongation. The transcript has 5 exons. Gene Ontology annotation, cellular component: ribosome; cytosolic large ribosomal subunit. The record is from RefSeq and is a predicted model, not a curated record. Gene Ontology annotation, molecular function: protein kinase activator activity; ribonucleoprotein complex binding; structural constituent of ribosome. The coding region runs from base 61 to 393 and encodes 110 amino acids. Lineage: Eukaryota; Viridiplantae; Streptophyta; Magnoliopsida; Solanales; Solanaceae.
CCCUAGCUCCAUACUCUUCGUAAACUCCUUCGCCGUCUUCUCAAAGGUUAGCUAAUCAAUAUGUCUCUCGGAGAAGUCGCUUGCACUUACGCAUGCUUGAUCCUCAACGAUGAGGACAUUCCAAUCACCGCUGAGAAAAUUUCAACUCUAGUAAAAGCAGCUAAUGUGACAGUGGAGCCUUACUGGCCUCUCCUGUUUGCCAAGCUUGCUGAGAAGAAAAACCUUGGAGAUCUCAUCAUGAAUGUCGGUGCUGGUGGCGGCGGUGCUGCAGUAGCUGUUGCUGCACCCGCUGCUGGUGGUGCUGCUGCCGCUGCUGCCCCUGCUGCUGAGGAAAAGAAGGAAGAGCCCAAGGAAGAAAGUGAUGACGACAUGGGAUUCAGUCUGUUCGAUUAGGAGUCCCUUUCCGUAUGAAUUUUGGUUCUUCUUUGUUAGAAAGUUGAUGAAACUUGGUAAUAGUGCCCUUAUUAAGGAGAUUUUUGAUCUUCUCGUUACAGUUAUAUGUAAUCUUGAGGUUAUGAUUUAUGAACAUCUGUUAUGUUGGUUA